AUGUCACAUCUGGUGAAACAUACAUCAGGAGACCUGCUAGUCAGAGACAUGGACUCAAUACCUCUGUCAAAAGGUAAGAAUAUAAAAACUCAACUACCCUCGAGCAAGAUGAGUCGACAGGAACUAGAAGAUAGUCUCUUUCGACUUCAUGAAGAUCACAUCUUGUUGAAGGAGCUCUUUUGGAAGCAAAAGGAUGAGAUCAAAAGGCUGAGGACGACCUUACUCCGAUUGACCGAUGCAGGUCGAGACCGGCGGCCGGUGGCGCAGUUCUCAGAGCCCGCAAGGCGGCGGCGGAAAGCGGAGUGGCGGCAGCGCUUCCCCACGCAUCAGGGCCCAGCCGUGAAUCAGCGCCCCGCCAUGCACCAGUUGCAAGCGCAGUUUCAGCGCGUCAGUCUGUCUGCUCCGGGUGGUGCCCAGGCUCGCAGCCACGUGGGACGCAGACGACUCCACACCGCAGGUGGAAGGGUGCCGGAGAAAUCUCAGAAGGGGUCAAGAGACAGGCUGAGCUAUACAGCCCCUCCCACAUUCAAGGAGCAGGUGACAAAUGAAAAAAACAGAGAUGAAAUAACCAGUGAGCCCAGCGAACUUGCACACAUUGUGGCCAACAAUACUAUGCAAGUGGAAGAACCACCCACAUCUCCUGAGAAAAUAUGGUCCCAAGAUGAAAAUUUUGAACAGAGAAGUUCAUUGGAGUGUGCUCAGAAGGCUGCAGAGCUGCGCGCUUCCAUUAAGGAGAAUGUGGAGCUGAUUCGACUCAAGAAGCUCUUACAUGAAAGGAACACUUCACUGGCAGUGACAAAAGCGCAAUUAACUGAAGUUCAAGAGGCAUAUGAAACCUUGCUCCAGAAGAAUCAGGGAAUCCUGAGUGCAGCCCAUGAUGCCCUACUCAGCCAAGUGAACGAGCUCAGAGAAGAACUGAAGGAGGAAAGCAAGAAAGCUGUGAGCUUGAAGAGCCAAAUGGAAGAUGUGUCUAUCUUGCAGACAACUCUGAAGGAGUUUCAGGAGAGAGUUGAAGAUUUGGAGAAAGAACGGGAAUUGCUGAAUGACAAUUAUGACAAACUCUUAGAAAACAUGCUGGACAGCAGUAGUCAGCCUCACUGGAGCAAUGAGCUCAUGGGGGAACAGCUGAGGCAGCAGGUAUCUCAGUUGCAGGAUCAGCUGGAUGCUGAGCUGGAGGAGAAGACAAAGGUCUUAGAUCAGCUGUCCAGAGAGAAAGCUGAAAACAAGGAUUUGAAGAUUGAAGUUAUCGACAUCCUUCAGAAGCAGGAACAGGAAGUAGAGAUCCUCCAACAGACAGCCACAGCACCCCAGUCUCCUGACAGGCAAUCUGAACCUGCCACCCACCCAGAUCUUAUUCUAGAGACAGCUCAGAUAGAGCUAGAGACACAUGGGGAACCAGAAAUUCAAGAAAAGAAACUGUCCCAGAUGCUAAGCGAAUUGCAAGUAUUACAUGCAGAGACCACACUGGAACUAGAAAAGACCAGAGACAUGCUCCUUCUGCAGCGCAAAAUCAACAGGUGUUAUCAGGAGGAACUGGAAGCAAAUACAAAAGCUGACAACGAAAGUAGAGAUCACAAAGAAAGCUGGAGAGGGCUGAGUCAGCUCAUAGACCUCAAGAACAACCGUAUCAGGCAGCUGGAAGGUAUUUUAAGAAGCCAUGGCCUUCCAACAUCUGAACAACUCAAAGGUGCUUAUGGCACUCGACAGUUGUCAUUGUUCUGGACACGACUGCCAGCCCAUGGAGAGAAUGAAGUGGACAUUUCUCUGCUGCGUUGGGAGGAAAAUCUUUUUGAACUUCACAUCCACCAGGCCUUCUUGACACCUGCUGCUCUGGCUCAGGCUGGAGACAUCCAGCCUACCACUUUCUGCACUUAUUCCUCUAUGAUUUGAAACCACUGUACCCCAUUAUCUGUGGGGUCACAACCCCUUUAUGACUUUAUCCAAUAUGUGGUGGAGAUAGGUUCCCUUUUCUUGCACUACCUUCAAGGGGCUUCAGCCUGGUUGAUCUACAUCAAGCUAUGGCAAUGAGCACCAUACUCUUUGCGACUGGGACAUAUUUGCUUUGACAAAGUGCUGGAGACUGUGGAGAAAGUCCAUGGCUCAGCUAUGCUUACUGGAGCUGCUGGAGAAGACUUCGGGGUGCUAAAGUACUGGAUGAGGCUGCGCUUGCCACUAAGAUCCAACCUAUGGGCAUGCAAUAAACAAAAGAAAGCCCAGGCCUUGUCAGCCAAUGUGCUUGAUGCCUGGAAGGCCCAGGAGGAUGAGGUGAGAAAAAAGAUGUGGGAAAUCCAGAAUGAGCUGCGGAUCGAAAUCACCAGGUGCUGUGGUCUCCGGAGUCGAAGGCUGGGAACUCAACCCAGUCCCUAUGCCAUGUACCGCUUCUUCACCUUUUCUGACCAUGACACUGCCAUCAUUCCAGCCAGUAAUGAUCCCUACUUUAGAGACCAGGCUCGAUUCCCAGUACUUGUGACCUCUGACCUGGAUGAAUAUCUGAGGCGGGAGGCCCUGUCCAUAUAUGUUUUUGAUGAUGAAGACUCAGAGCCUGGCUCCUACAUUGGCAGAGUCCAAGUGCCCUUGCUGUCUCUUGCACAGAACAAAUCUAUUAAAGGUGAUUUUAUCCUCACUGACCCUGCAGAGAAACCCAAUGGAUCUAUUCAAGUACAGCUGGACUGGAAGAAUUGCUUUGUACCGCCUGAGAGCUUCCUCAAACUAGAAGCUGAGACUGAGGAAAAUGACUCUAAGGAAAGUUUAGGGAUCUCUUCUGCAGAGGAAAAGGCUUCUUUUCCUCCCUAGGACCAGAUGGUAGCUUCUGAGAUUCUUGAAGCCGACCAGUAUCAAGCAAAGAGAAAACUUCCUCAGAUGGGAGAAAGAAAAGAAAAGGAACACCAGGUUGCAAGCUACUCAAGAAGAAAACAUGGCAAAAAAAUAGGUGUCCAAGGAAAGAACAGAAUGGAGUAUCUUAGUCGUAACAUCUUAAAUGGAAAUACACUACAACAGGUGAACUAUACUGAGUGGAAGUUCUCAGGGCUUAACAUCUCCAAAGAUGAUGGUCUUAAAACUCAGACCAAUGAAGAGGAAAUGACAUUACAAUCAGCACUGAAAGAAGAGGAAUUCCCACAUCCUAUCAAUGAUCAAGAAUCCUGUGAACAAGCUUCUGAAAUCAGCGAAGCACAAACUACAGACAGUGAUGACAUCAUAGUGACACCCAUAUCUCAGAAAUGCCCUAAGACAGAUUCAGAGAAGAUGUGCAUUGAAAUAGUCUCACUGACCUUCUACCCAGAGGCUGAAGUGAUGUCUGAUGAGAACAUAAAGCAGGUGUAUGUGGAGUAUAGAUUCUACGAUCUACCCUUGUCUGAGACAGAGACUCCAGUGUCCCUGAGGAAACCGAGGGAAGGAGAAGAAAUCCACUUCCACUUUAGCAAGGUGAUAGACCUGGACCCACUAGAACAACAAGGCCGAAGGCAAUUUCUCUUUGCCAUGCUGAAUGCACAGGAUCCUGAGCAAAGACAUUUAAAGUUUACAGUGGUGAGUGAUCCCAUGGAUGAAGAAAAGAAAGAAUGUGAAGAAGUAGGGUAUGCAUACCUUGGACUGUGGCAGAUCCUUGAAUCAGGAAGAGAUAUUCUAGAGCAAGAGUUAGAUAUUGUUAGCCCCGAAGACCAGACAAUUCCAAUAGGAAGGCUGAAGGUUUCUCUUCAAGCAGCUGCUGCCCUCCAUGGUAUUUACAAGGAGAUGACUGAAGAUUUGUUUUCAUGAAGGAACAAAUGCUUUUCCAUUCUAAAA
This is a messenger RNA of Sciurus carolinensis (gray squirrel), 3780 nucleotides long. It is a transcript of the gene Rpgrip1, whose product is annotated as RPGR interacting protein 1. Gene Ontology annotation, molecular function: thromboxane A2 receptor binding. Gene Ontology annotation, cellular component: photoreceptor connecting cilium. The record is from RefSeq and is a predicted model, not a curated record. Gene Ontology annotation, biological process: retinal rod cell development; non-motile cilium assembly. Lineage: Eukaryota; Metazoa; Chordata; Mammalia; Rodentia; Sciuridae.